Molecule: messenger RNA, 2312 nt
Organism: Humulus lupulus (European hop)
Lineage: Eukaryota; Viridiplantae; Streptophyta; Magnoliopsida; Rosales; Cannabaceae
Product: pentatricopeptide repeat-containing protein At5g46100-like
Exons: 4
Coding region: 346-1785 (479 amino acids)
Molecular function (GO): protein binding
Source: RefSeq, a predicted model, not a curated record
AUAGAGAGAGAGAGAGAGAGAAAGAGAAAGAGAAAGAGAGAGAGAGUAAUAGGGAGACGGGAAGGAGGGAGAAGAGUGAGUGAAGACUCCACCGAAGGGAGGGCUGGGCUUCGAGCCAGGACUGUCACCUCCUCAUCCGAGCCACCCCUCAACUGAAACGACGAACGUUUGCCAGAAGACUCCACCGAAGGGAGGGCUGGGCUUCGAGCUCGGGUUGUUGGGAGAAAGGGCGAGGUGUGGCGACCUGGGCAGAUUUUUUUUCUUUCAUCCAGAGUUGUUGGAUAAUCUACAUAGUAUUCUUGGGCUACCAACGUGUUUUGGCAUUCAGAAAGAUUAGUCGCAAACAUGGGAAGUGGAACUCUAUUCAAAUGGUCAAAAAAUAUCACUCCUUCCCAAGUUGAGCAAAUGAUACGAGCUGAAAAGGACAUAAAGAAGGCCAUUCUUGUAUUUGAUUCGGCCACAGCUGAGUUUGCCAAUGGUUUUCGGCACAAUCACAACACAUUUGGUCUCAUGAUCUCUAGAUUAGUAUCCUCAAACCAGUUCAGAUCAGCUGAGGCAAUGCUUGUUAGAAUGAAGGAGGAGAAGUGUGAUAUCAAGGAGGACAUAUUCAUGUCUAUCUGCAGAGGGUAUGGUCGUGUCCACGGGCCCUUGGAUGCUAUCAGGGUCUUCCACAAGAUGGAAGACUUUCAAUGCAAACCAACCUCAAAGUCAUACAUUACUAUAUUUUCUAUUCUUGUUGAAGAAAACCAGUUAAAGUUAGCAUAUAGGUUUUACCGGUAUAUGAGAGAAAUGGGUAUUCCACCUGUCCUCGCUUCCCUUAAUAUUUUGCUGAAAGCCCUCUGCAAGAAUAGUGAAACAAUGGAUGCAGCUCUUCGUAUGUUCCGUGAGAUGCCCAGUCGUGGGUUUACUCCGGAUUCAUAUACAUAUGGGACUUUGAUUAAUGGAUUGUGCAAAUUAGGAAAUGUUGAUGACGCAAAGGAGCUAUUCAAAGAGAUGGAGUCAAAAGGAUGUUUGCCCACUGUUGUCACAUACACUAACUUGAUACAUGGUUUGUGCCGGUCAAACAAUUUGGAUGAAGCUAUGGGAUUGUUUGAGGAGAUGGAAAGCAAAGGUAUCAGUCCAAAUGUGUUUACUUACAGUUCUCUAAUGGAUGGCUUUUGCAAGGGUGGGCGUUCUUCCGAGGCAUUGGAACUAAUGCAUAAGAUGAUAAGCAGAGGCCAUAUGCCCAACAUGGUCACUUAUAGUUCUUUGAUCUAUGGACUAUGUAAAGAAGGAAAGCUUCAAGAAUCUCUUGAAAUUCUUGACAGAAUGAAGCUUCAAGGUUUAAAGCCAGAUGCAGGCCAAUAUGGAAAAGUAAUAACUGGGUUUUGUGAUAUUAACAAGUUUCAGGAAGCAGCAAACUUUAUUGAUGAGAUGGUUCUUGAUGGAAUCACGCCAAACCGUAUAACGUGGAGCCUUCAUGUUAGAAUCCAUAAUAUUGUUGUCCAAGGCUUAUGUACCGCCAGCAACUUAGAUCGAGCUUUUCAAUUAUAUCUUAGCUUGCGUACAAGGGGUAUCACAGUUGAUACUAGGACAUUUGACACUCUGGUUGAACAUUUCUGUAAGAAAGGUGACUUGCAUAAAGCUGCUCGAAUAGUUGAUGAGAUGAUGCUCGAUGGAUGUGUUCCAAACGAGGAUACUUGGAGAUCUAUAGUUGAUGGAUUUUGGAACCGAAGGAAGGUACGAGAAGCUGCUGAGUCAGUGCAAGCUGAGCUAUUGAGUGACUUCCUUGAUCCCGGAACUUAAUUCAUAUUUCCAUAGUCAACUUGUUCCCACUUGAAUACUUAAUGAGAGAACUUGUUCCAUGGUGGAUAAGGUCCAACAUAGAAGAGAGGCUCUGGAGCCUUGCAGGUUCACUCACUUGGUUAUCAUGGCACAAGAAGCUUGUUGCAACUUCAUAGUCUAUCUAAGAAGGGGCACCGUGAAACCUGUUUUCUCAAAGGUGGCAGAUUAAUAGUGUACUCGUUCUGAGAUAUUUAUUUUGUUUGUAAUUGCCUCCUUAAGAUUCAAUGGCUGAAUCUUUCCUAGGCAAUACCAACAAUAUUUUCGUAGAUUCAAUUUGAGGGAAUUCCCAACUUUUUUUUUUUGAAGGUUCGAUCUGUACCAUUUCGAACUCAUAAAAAUUGACAUUCUUGGCAAUACAACGAGCUACACUAUUCGAAGAAGCCUUGAAACCCAGCUACUUUGCCUCUGAAGUAAGCUCAUCCGCCAAGAUAUCUAGAUCUACAUGAGGAUCCAAACAAUUUUAAGCUAAUGAAAUUCUAAAUUUAUUA